AUGGACUCACGAAGCCGCGGUUUCGCAUACGAUGGUGGAAAAGGUUUCAACUACGAUCCGCUGAAUGAGGACAUCUACGAGGGGCGAGAUGAUCCGAUCGAGCUUACGGAAUUGCCGAAGUCGCAGUAAGUGGCUGUGUAAUCACUCAUUGCUUUGCCUUGCGGUCUUUUGUACUACAGGAUUACUGCAGAUCAAGACGUACUGUGCUACGUCUGAUGCCUGGCGACCGAGUGCUAAUCAGCAUACUCUCAGCGCACCAAGCUAUGUCUCUACUACCAAGGAGAGCCUCCACUCGAAAGACAGUGAGACGGCAGCAUUGGCAGAACACGCCCAGACGCCUUCAGGAUUCGACCUACUGCGAGCGAGAACCUCCGUGUCCCACGUGAUUCAGAGCAUCUCAAGGACAGUCUCAGAUCAGAAUAAGAGAAGGAAACUACAUGGAUGGCGCUUCGGAGUCAGCCUCUCGGCGUGGACAGCGACUGUUGUACUGGUCUUGAACCUGCUCAUUAUAAUCGUGACGGCAGUAAGAUUUGGAUCGGACGGUGGGAUCGGUACCGCAUGUGAGGUAGGUCACCGGUCGGCUGAGAGAUCGCUACGCACUACGUCCGGCUCCCAAUGGUAUAGAGCAUCCGCGGAUGCUGACUCUUGCAGGGCUCUUGCAGCAGAGCAAACUACCUUACCACAUGGCUCCAUAUUCUCAUCAACGGACUGUCUUCCCUGCUUCUGAGCGCAAGCAAUUAUACCAUGCAAGCUCUUGUGGCACCAACUCGCGCAGAAGUUGAUCGAGCUCACUCCAGAGGAGAUUGGAUGGACAUUGGAGUCGCAUCGAUUCGAAAUCUUUUCAAGAUCAAAUGGCACCGGACCGCCCUAUGGAUGGUGCUUGCCCUGAGCAGCAUCCCAAUCCAUUUGCUUUACAACUCCGUGGUUUUCAAAAGCAUAGCUUCCAAUCUUUACAUCCCAGUCGUGGCCAACCCGGUUUGGCUAGAAGGAGGGAAUUUUUCAACGGCGGUGAACUGGACUGACGUCCCCCCGGGUUACAAAAACACCGCCGAGAUCAACAUUUUCUAUUAUUUCGACGGUAUGGACGAACUUCUGGAGGCCCAGAAGUGGUUCAAGGAAAACCAAAACGACGCAUCCUUGGUCAAAAACAUGAGCACUUCGGAAUGCAUUUCGACCUACGGCACCAACUUCGUUUCAGGAAAUAGCCAUGUUGUGGCCAUUGCGAAUGAACCUGGCAACUCGACCACGAAUGAGACGCUCUUUUACGUCGACCAGACUGGUGGAGGUCUCGACGAUGGCUCGAUUGUCAGUUAUGAAUGUAUCUGCGCCAAUGACUUCAUCUCGAACUCCAAUGAAGACUGCGAUACUAGUGCCAUUCUGAAACAGCAGGACUGGAUUGUCAACGGGAAGAAAAUAGAGUACUGCCUCAGCCGACUUACCCCUCAGCACUGUACAGUGCAGUUCUCAGUCCAAAUUCUAGCGGCCGUCAUCUGUAUGAACGCUAUGAAGAGCAUUUGCAUGUUCCUUGCGUUGUACAGACAGAAGGAGACUACACUGGUCACCAUCGGCGACGCCGUUGCAAGCUACCUAGAAAGGCCCGACGAUCUGACGGCGGGCAGGUGUCUCAUGGAGCGCAAAGAUAUCUCUUCUUGGAGGAGCCAAGACGGGACAAAAAGCCCAAACACGCAACCUCUGCCCAAAACAUACUUCGAAAGCGGCGGCAGGAGAUGGUUCGUUGCUGUAAGUGGAAAGCGAUGGAUAAUGUGCUUUAGCCUUAUUGCGGUAGCUGUUGCCGUGUCCAGCUACUUGCUCAGCGAGGGAGAAUCAAACUUGAGCGGUUACGCUGCGUCGCCAUGGAGCAUUGGCUGGGGCGCCGUCGAUUCUCGUGCCAUUAUCGGCGCUGGCUUUCCGUCGGGGGGUAGCUCUGGCCUCAUGACAUCGGUUCUUCUAGCAAACUGCCCUCAGGCGAUCGUCUCCUUCCUGUAUCUGCUCUACAACGGCUUGAUGACUGCUCUCCUUCUGGCACAGGAAGGGUGCAACUAUGCUUUCCAUCGCAAAGCGCUCAGAGUCACUGCUCCCCAGGCAUCACAGCGUAGUACCUACUACCUGCAGCUUCCUCUCCGAUACAGCGCCCCGUUACUGGUCAUCUCAUCGACGCUGCACUGGGUCAUCUCGCAGAGCAUCUUCUUGGUCCGGGUCGACGUUUACGACGAUGGCGAACCAGUGCCCUCUCAAAAUGUCUCUGCGGUCGGGUAUAGCUGUCCUCCCAUCUUGACUGCCAUCAUGAUCGGCGUCUUGUUGAGCUUCGUGGCGAUUGCGAUGGGUUUUCGAAAGUUCAAAAGUCAAAUGCCCGUGGCGGGCUCUUGCUCAGUGGCGAUCGCUGCGGCUUGCCAUCGACCCAAGGAUGAUGCCGAUGCCGCUUACUUGCCGGUGCAAUGGGGAGAAGUGGAAGCAGAGACGGUCGAUGAGACGGGACAUUGCUGCUUCACGACGCAUCCCGUCAAGACUCUGGCUGCUGGCCGCAUGUAUGCUGGUGAGAACGGAAUGUCCGCGAGUUGUACAAGUAUCCUGCGAAGAUAG
Lecanosticta acicola is the source of this 2580-nucleotide messenger RNA. The record is from the annotation of a GenBank genome assembly. NCBI's taxonomy places the organism in Eukaryota, Fungi, Ascomycota, Dothideomycetes, Mycosphaerellales, Mycosphaerellaceae.